Molecule: messenger RNA, 2557 nt
Organism: Trichechus manatus latirostris (Florida manatee)
Lineage: Eukaryota; Metazoa; Chordata; Mammalia; Sirenia; Trichechidae
Gene: OLFM1
Product: olfactomedin 1
Exons: 6
Coding region: 86-1489 (467 amino acids)
Biological process (GO): signal transduction
Source: RefSeq, a predicted model, not a curated record
AGCGCCAGGACACGCGCGGCGACGCGACCAGGAGCUGCCGGCCAGCCGAGCGUCCUCGCAGCCGCCGCCACACCGCGGGCCCUGCAUGCCAGGACGUUGGAGGUGGCCGCGAGACAUGCCGCCGGCCCGGAAGCUCCUCAGCCUCCUUCUCCUCAUCCUGAUGGGCACCGAACUCACUCAAGUGUUGCCCACCAACCCUGAGGAGAGCUGGCAGGUGUACAGCUCUGCCCAAGACAGCGAGGGCAGGUGUAUCUGCACAGUGGUUGCCCCCCAGCAGACCAUGUGUUCACGGGACGCCCGCACAAAACAGCUGAGGCAGCUGCUGGAGAAGGUGCAGAACAUGUCUCAGUCCAUAGAGGUCCUGGACAGGCGGACCCAGAGGGACCUGCAGUACGUGGAGAAAAUGGAGAACCAGCUGAGAGGUCUGGAGUCCAAGUUCAAGCAAGUGGAGGAGAGUCACAGGCAACACCUGGCCAGGCAGUUCAAGGCGAUUAAAGCGAAAAUGGAUGAACUUAGGCCUUUGAUACCUGUGUUGGAAGAGUACAAGGCCGAUGCCAAAUUGGUAUUGCAGUUUAAAGAGGAGGUCCAGAAUCUGACGUCAGUGCUUAACGAGCUGCAAGAGGAAAUUGGCGCCUAUGACUACGAUGAACUCCAGAGCAGAGUGUCCAAUCUUGAAGAAAGGCUCCGUGCAUGCAUGCAAAAACUAGCCUGCGGCAAGCUGACGGGCAUCAGUGACCCUGUGACCGUCAAGACCUCCGGCUCGCGGUUUGGAUCCUGGAUGACAGACCCUCUGGCGCCCGAAGGCGACAACAGGGUUUGGUACAUGGACGGCUACCACAACAACCGCUUUGUCCGGGAGUACCGAUCCAUGAUUGACUUCAUGAACACGGACAAUUUCACCUCGCACCGCCUCCCCCACCCAUGGUCUGGCACGGGGCAGGUGGUCUACAAUGGCUCCAUCUACUUCAACAAGUUCCAGAGUCACAUCAUCAUCAGGUUCGACUUGAAGACAGAGACCAUCCUCAAGACCCGCAGCCUGGACUACGCCGGGUACAACAACAUGUACCACUACGCCUGGGGCGGCCACUCGGACAUCGACCUCAUGGUGGACGAGAACGGGCUGUGGGCCGUCUAUGCGACCAACCAGAACGCCGGCAACAUCGUCAUCAGCAAGCUGGACCCCAUCUCGCUGCAGAUCCUGCAGACCUGGAACACGAGUUACCCCAAGCGCAGCGCAGGGGAGGCCUUCAUCAUCUGUGGGACGCUCUAUGUCACCAACGGCUACUCGGGGGGCACCAAGGUGCACUAUGCCUACCAGACCAACGCCUCCACCUAUGAGUACAUCGACAUCCCCUUCCAGAACAAAUACUCCCACAUCUCCAUGCUGGACUACAACCCCAAGGACCGCGCCCUGUAUGCGUGGAACAAUGGCCACCAGAUCCUCUACAACGUCACUCUCUUCCACGUCAUCCGGUCUGACGAGUUGUAGUCCCUCCGCCUGGAGUCCGAGGGUCCGAGUCCUCGCCCACGAGGAGAUUCCUUUGACACAGCUGCCAAAAUACUACUGCGAAGACUGAUUUUGUGGCUCAUCAGCAGUGUGGAUCCUGACGUUUGUGUGAUGGCGUUACCUCCGUGUUCCUCCAGUUCAAGCCAGCGGCACGCUUCGGAAGAAACCCCUGUAUUUGCAGCUGGAACUGCAGUCGAAGCCUCGCUGGCCCCCCCUCCCCACCCUCCCCCUGGUCAAAUAACAUACUAAAGAAGUAAGGCAAUGACUGUUGGCUAGUUCUCGCCGAGAAUAACCCACUGCUAGGAUCGCAUGGACAUUUUGUAGACGUGGUCAGCCCGAUGGGUGUGAUGGCCGGGCUCAGCCAGGGACCUCGGGCCAUGCGGGGCCGGCCAGGUCGACUUAGGGUAGUGUAGUUCACAUCUCAUCUCUGCUCUUGUUUCUUGGUGUGUGGCUGUCUCUUAGAUUAACUGUGCCGAGGCUCCACGUAGCUCCUGGACCCGUGUCUUAGUACUUAUCCGGCUGAUGGUUAAAAGUAUGCACAAUGAAGUCCUUGUACCACAUCAUUUGAACUUGCGUAUCAGUAGAUAUAUCGUGCAAUGUCCCUCCGUUGUUCCCCUGAGGUGGUAACUCUGUGUGUUCAGUUUAUGCAAUGAAUGUUGUAGAUGCAAUGCCGUAGUGUGGAUCGAUAAGUGGAUGGUUCUUGUUCCUAAAAAGAAAAUAAAUGAAUCAGUGUUCACCCUUAUAGAGACAUAAUCAAGUUCAUGUUGAUAAUAAUCAAAGAAAUUACUCCCUUCUUGUUGAAUUACCUAAAUAAUGUAACCAUGGACGCGAAGGGCUUAUCUAGGGAAACUUCCGUUUCCGUUGGGGAACGAAUGUUCGCAAGGGCAACAGCGUGAGGAAAGUACACUUUUUAAGUAAAAAAAAAAGAGGAAAACUUUGUACUAUCCAGUGAUCUAAGGAAUAAUAAAAAUAUUAGGAGAUGUUUUGGGUUGACUUGUCAUUUCUGAGCUUUUUAAAAGUGAUGGAAACUUCCGGAUCCUUGCAAAUAUG